Molecule: messenger RNA, 2267 nt
Organism: Eucalyptus grandis
Lineage: Eukaryota; Viridiplantae; Streptophyta; Magnoliopsida; Myrtales; Myrtaceae
Product: factor of DNA methylation 4
Biological process (GO): gene silencing by siRNA-directed DNA methylation
Source: RefSeq, a predicted model, not a curated record
AUGGGAAAAUGGAAUAACCAGAGCGCAAAUAGGAGCUGUUCGUUUCUCUGUUUUCUACCGGGGAAGAAAACAGGAGAGUCUUAUGUUGGAAGAAUUUUCGGCAUUAACUUUCCUAGAGAAGUAUUUUCUUAUGAGCUGGAGGAAUAUGAAGAUCGUUAUUAUCAAGAAUUGAAGGGACAUUAUAUCAAGAUCAAAGUUUCAGAUUCACAUUAUAGAUGUCCAUACUGCAGAAGUGCACGUGAUUAUCUCUUCGAGGACCUUUUAAAGCACGCCUCAUGCAUAUCAAAGGAUUUAAAAGGGACAAGUACUAAGGAGAUUGCCAAGCACUCGGCAUUGGAGAGAUACAUAAGAAAAUACUUCUCUAGGAAGGUUAAUGCCGAAAAUUCUUCCAACAUAAGACUCUCUUCAGCAAGACUAUCUUCAGCUAAGAACGAUGAGCAGUUAAGACUAUCUUCAGCUAAGAAUGAUCAACGAUGGAAGACAUGUUGGGAGAGUGGUACCAAAAUCAGGCAGGAGUUGGAAAAGAAAGGAUUCCACCCUGUGAGGGUGCAGGCCCUAUGGAACUACCGUGGUCAUUCGGGACUAGCAGUUGUUGAGUUUAAUAACUGGGCGGGCUUCUGUAAUGCGAUUGCUUUUGAGAAAAGCUAUGAGAUUGAGCGCCGUGGGAAGAGGGACUUUUAUGUCUCCAGGGACAGGGGAGACAAGUUUUUUGGUUGGUUGGCAUAUGAUGAUGAUUACUAUUCGAAAGGCAUACUGGGAGACCACCUUAGAAAGAAAGGGCACUUGCGAACUUUGUCCGAUAAAGAGGCAGAAGAACAACGCCAACGGUCAAUGCUUGUUGCUGACUUACAGAAGACGCUGGAGAUCGAGAGCUCGCGACUUAUGGAGAUGGAGAGCAAGUACGAAAAAACAAAGCAUUCCCUCGACAAUUUAGUGACUCAAAAGGAUGAAAUGCUGAGGGCUCAUAAUGAAGAAAUAAGAAAGAUGCAGCAGAAUGCCCGGGAUCAUCUUGCGAAGAUAUACCUGGAGCAUGACAAGGUGACACAGCAUUUGCAAGCUCAAAAGCACGAGCUUCGGCAGCAGGAAGAAGAGUUGGAAUUGCGAGAAUUUCAAAAUGAAGGCAAGAGGGCAAAGCUUAGACAUGAUAAGGAAAUGGUUGAAAGGGCAUUUUUGGAGCAGCGGAAAGGAAACAAUAAUUUCUUGAGGCUGGGAGAAGAUCAGAAGAGAAAAGGAGAAACUUCACGGGAAAAUAUUGAGCUCGAAAGAGAACUCGAUGAUAAACAAUCGUUGGAAUUGGACAUUGAGCGAUUGAGAGGUGCUGUGCAAGUUAUGAAAAACAUGGAGGAUGACGACGACGUGGACCUUAAACAGAAGAUGAAGGAGAUUGAGGAAAGUUUAGAGGCAAAGGAAGAACUGAGUCGAGUGCUUACUGUUAAGCAUUGGAGGAACAAUGAUGAAUUGCAGGAUGCUUGCAAGGAGCUGAUUAAAGUAAUUGCUUUGUUUCCUUAUCUUAGACCCUUUUGUGUGCAUUUGUUAUCACGUCAAGGCAUAACUUACUAUUUUGAGCUGUCAGAAAUGAUAAUGCUGUUGCUCUACAGACUUUCAAGAAUAAUACAACUCGUGCCCAAAUUUGCGUCAAAAGAAUGGGAGAACUUGACAGCAAGCCGUUCCUCAUUGCAGCAAAAAACAAAAUAUGCUGCGAAAGAAGCAAAUCUAAUGGCCGUGACGCUCUGUUCUGAGUGGGAAAAACUUCUAAGAGAUCCGGGAUGGUACCCCUUUAAAGGCAUAACAGAGGGAGAGAAUCGCAAGGAAAUUAUUGAUGAAGAGGUCUUCAAGGCAGUAUCAAAGGCCCUCGAAGAGCUGAAUGAGUACAAUGGCAGUGGCAGGUACACUGUGCCCGAGCUAUGGCAUUCUAGAGAAGGAAGAAGAGCAUCUCUCAAAGAGGGAGUUGCUUACCUUCUCAAGCUGUGGAAACCCCAGAAGAAGAAGAAUUAGAGACUCUUAAUGUACUCAGGUGGGCAGUCUGGCAUCUUCAUCCUCCUAUUUGUUGCGGAUACACAUCUCAGGAUGCAGUUGUUGAGUCCAGAUACUUGAUUUCUAAAGCUGACUGAGUGUAGAUUCUUGAAGUAGAAUUAGGCCAUUCAAAAUAGGCGUACUUGCUCUUCCGUUCAAUUAGACUAAAGGGAAAAAAAUCAAACUUUCCUUUGACUUUUGACAGGAGCUCUCAUGGAGUAUUUAUGAGAUGUACUUACAAUUUGAUUCUUUCA